Psylliodes chrysocephalus is the source of this 1026-nucleotide messenger RNA. NCBI's taxonomy places the organism in Eukaryota, Metazoa, Arthropoda, Insecta, Coleoptera, Chrysomelidae. The record is from the annotation of a GenBank genome assembly.
AUAACUACCGACCCUGACCGUGACCCUGUCAACAACUGUCAAUGACAACUGGCUCACAGGGUUGCCAUAUCUAAAUGUCAGUUCCUACUUGUCAGCACUUUGACACGUUGUUGGAAAUGGGCUGUGAUUUGUGGAUCAGCUGAUGAUAAAACUGUCAUAAAAGUGAUUUUUUUUAUGGUAUACAUAAUAACAUUUUUGCAAAUCGGUAUUUUUAUUUUAAACCUAUUUCAGUGGUCAAAUAUGUCAAAGCAAAAGGAAGUAGAUAACAGUAACAAGUAUUCAAUUUUACUACCUACCUAUAAUGAGGUACAAAAUUUACCGAUUAUUAUUUACCUUUUAGUAAAACAGAUGAAUCAAAGUAAUUAUGAAUAUGAGAUCAUUGUAAUAGAUGACGGAAGUCCUGAUGGUACCCUAGAAGCUGCAGAACAACUUCAAAAAAUAUAUGGAAAAGAUAAAAUUAUUUUAAGGCCAAGAGAAAAGAAACUGGGACUUGGAACAGCUUAUAUUCAUGGAAUUCAACAUGCCACUGGAAAUUUUAUUAUUAUAAUGGAUGCUGACUUAAGUCAUCAUCCAAAGUUUAUACCAGCAUUUAUAGAAAAGCAACAGUCAAAAAAUUAUGAUGUGGUCUCAGGUACUAGAUAUAUAGGAGAAGGAGGAGUCUUUGGAUGGGAUUUCAAAAGAAAGUUGGUAUCUCGUGGAGCAAACUUCUUAACUCAACUUUUGUUAAGACCAGGUGCAUCGGACCUUACAGGAUCAUUCAGGCUCUAUAAAAAGGAUGUUUUAGAAAAAUUAAUAAACAGUUGUGUAUCGAAGGGAUAUGUUUUCCAAAUGGAGAUGAUUAUUAGAGCAAGACAAUGUAACUAUACUGUUGCAGAAGUACCAAUUACUUUUGUUGAUAGAGUUUAUGGAGAAUCAAAAUUAGGAGGAUCUGAAAUUAUUCAGUUUGCUAGAGCUCUAUUAUAUCUUUUUGCUACUACAUAAAAUGUAAGCCUGUUGAAAUUUGAAAUAAAGAUAUUUUUAUUUACA